UGCAAGUCAAGUCAACCCAAGGGUCCGAUUUUAUGACUGUUGGGUUGACCUAAGUUUCCUGACUCUCCGAAGGUUUAGGCCUAUUCUACAGAUAACUCAGCCGCCAUAUGAACUUCUACGAGUUGAUUCACCACGCCUUUUUGUCACCCAUCCAAGCUCUCCGCUGGUCAGACGCAGUUCAGCAGCUAUUAGUUAACUUUAGUACCCUUUUGUCGAUGCUUAGUUAUAGAGGUCCCUUAUCUUGCUUGCGUACUUCAGAUCGAGAUUGAAGAAUAUAUCUGCUUAUCAUGCCGAUCCCUCUUCUGGUCACGAUGCAUGAGGACUCGCCUAUCCAACGGCUGCCCGACGACCUGCUCGCCAGGAUCCUCCAAUCUGUCCCUAUCAUCAGGUCCGACGACAGCCAGUUCGACCACGCUCUCGUGUGCAAGCAUUGGCACGACAUCGCGUGUCGCGUGAGAGACCAGAUCCGCAUCCCCUUAAACAGCAUCUCCACUCUUAGUCGGGUACUUCAGCAGCUCUCGUCGAUCCCAAGGCUCAGGAAAAUCGCCAUCUCCCCUUUCAGCAUGACCCACGUCCCUGAUUCCAUCCUCUUUCGCAUCGCCGACACGUGUCCCGACCUGACCGAGCUUUACAUUGGCGCCACGGACCGAGCCUUUGCGUACGAUAGCUUUUCCGAGGAUGCGCUUUGCUCCCUUUUCAGCAAGUGCACUCGGUUGGAGGAUCUUCAUCUGUAUUGCAAGGACUACAUCGAAGCCAUUCCUCCCUCCAUCGGCCGUCUCGCUUCGCUCACGAACCUGCACCUC
Messenger RNA from Closterium sp. NIES-67, 803 nucleotides. The record is from the annotation of a GenBank genome assembly. Lineage: Eukaryota; Viridiplantae; Streptophyta; Zygnematophyceae; Desmidiales; Closteriaceae.